Molecule: messenger RNA, 1650 nt
Organism: Colletotrichum truncatum
Lineage: Eukaryota; Fungi; Ascomycota; Sordariomycetes; Glomerellales; Glomerellaceae
Product: cyclopentanone monooxygenase
Molecular function (GO): flavin adenine dinucleotide binding; N,N-dimethylaniline monooxygenase activity; NADP binding
Source: RefSeq, a predicted model, not a curated record
AUGGCCGACUAUCAGAUCGGAAGUGAGCACCCCCAAUCGCUCACCAGCGACUUCGUCAUUGUCGGUGCUGGGUUUAGCGGCUGUUACGCUCUUCACAAAAUCAGGGAGCUCGGGUACUCUGCCAAGAUCCUGGAGGCUGGUAGCGACUUUGGAGGCGUCUGGCACGUUAACAAAUACCCUGGAGCACGAGUUGACUCAGACACUCCGUCAUAUCAGUUUAGCCUGCCCAAAGUCUGGGAAACGUUCAACUUCGAGGAGAGAUUCCCUGGGCAUGAAGAGAUUCGGCGGUACUUCGCACAUGUCGAUAUAACUCUCGGACUACGGAAGGAUACUAUUUUCAAUUCUCGUGUAGACGAGGUAAAGUACGACUCGAAAAGUAAGAGGUGGCUUUUUCGCACAGAAAAAGGCCAGCGUAUUGAAUCGAGGUUCGCUAUUUUCGCCUGCGGAUCUUUCAAUAAGCCUUACAUUCCUGCUUUUCCCAACCUAAAUGCCUUUCGCGGCCUACUUAUCCACCCAUCGGCUUGGCCCGAAGGUGUCAAACUGGACGGCAAGAAAAUUGGUAUCAUCGGCCAGGGGGCAUCAGGGCUGCAACUCGUUCAAGAACUCGCGAAGCAGGAUAUUCUGUUAACUGUUUUCAUACGAGAACCAUGCCACACCCUUCCGAUGCAACAGAGGCGACUAUUAUAUCGAGAAUCCGAGGAGCUGAAAAACUACUAUGAUGGCAUAUUUUCCAAGGCUAAGUUCGGCUCUUCGUCAGCUAUAGGGUAUAAUCAGAACUCCGAUUUCUAUCAUCAGGCAAGCGACAGCGACAGGGUUGCGCUUUACGAACGCCUGUGGGAUAGAGGGGGCUUUGGGUUGACGUUAUCAAACUAUCGAGAUAUUAUGUACGACAAGACGGCAAAUUCAAGCCUAUACGAGUUUUGGAUGCGUAAGACUAGGGCUCGAAUGUCUAAUCCUGAGAAGAUGGAUAUCGUUGCACCAUUGAAACAGUCCCAGUGGUUUGGCGCCAAACGAGUCAAUCUCGAGAUGGACUACUACGAAAUGCUAGACCGCCCGAACGUUAAGCUUGUUAAUCUCAAAAAAACACCGCUUAAAUCAUUCUCUCGAAAUGGCGUUGUGACUGAGGGCCACGACAGUACUUUGGACCAUCACGAACUGGACGUCGUGAUUUUGGCUACGGGCUAUGACUCCGUGACGGGAAGCUUAUUGGGUAUGAAUAUCCACGAUAGGCACGGAGUGCGCCUGGAAGAGAAGUGGAAAGACGGAAUAAGCACCUACCUCGGCAUGCUAGUACCUGAAAUGCCGAAUGCGUUUCUCCUGUACGGGCCUCAAGGGCCUACAACUCAGACAAACGCCCCAUCUUUUAUCGAGUUGCAAGUGGACUGGAUAGCCAAUCUUCUUAAGAGGAUGCGAGACGAGAGUAUCGACUUUGUGGAGCCCUCCCAGGAAUCUUGUCGGUUAUGGACAAAGCAGGUAAACAAUGCCUUUGAGCCAACGUUGUUUCGAGAAAGCACGGCAUGGUGGACUGGUGCGAAUAUAGAGGGGAAGAAGGUUGAGCCACUUGUGUUUUUCGGCGGUGUUCAACGGUGGUGGCAAGAGUGUCAAAGUUCUCUGAAAGACUGGUCUAAGUUUUGUGUCUCUGGGAUGUAA